AAACAAUGCACCAACCAGAGAAAAAAACACCAAACAGGACACCACCAACGACGCAAGACACCAACCAGUGAAAGAAGCACCAUCUGGACGACACCGACAACGCAAGAAAAGCACCAGCCAAUGA
This is a messenger RNA of Dentiscutata erythropus, 124 nucleotides long. Lineage: Eukaryota; Fungi; Glomeromycota; Glomeromycetes; Diversisporales; Gigasporaceae. The record is from the annotation of a GenBank genome assembly.